GCUAACGUUGAGCAAUCAACAAAAAGAAGAGAAAACUCUUUCCUCUUAUUUUUAAGAGCAUCAAAAAAGCAAAGAAACCUCGUUUUUCUUUCUAGGUGGAGCAUUUUUGCAAGAGCAUAAAAGAAGAGGAAAGAAACCACUUUUGAAUAACAUCAAACUUUUGGCCCUUUCCCAGUAUUGUCGUGGUCCGCGUUGUCAAGAAACUGUACGUGUGGAAGCAACGCGCUUUUUUUAUCCCCACGCUCUAGUAUUCAAUCUGAGUGUAUUAUUCUUGAUUCUGAUUCUGAUCUGAGGAAAUACGUACAUAAAUAAAAACUCGUAAUCCAACUCGAUUUUCUGGUACUAUUAUUGUUCGUGGGCUAACGCAACUUCAAAGCUCGUAAAAACUGAAAAAGAUGGCACCACCUUCCUCCCGCCAGUCUGUAGUGGCUACAAUGACCAAGAAGCUCCUCCUUGUGUCCUUGGCUUCUACUGGGAUCCUUUUUUGUUCAGCAGCUCGACAUGAGGAGCAGCAGCAGCAGCGAGGACGCCAGCAGACGGAACUGACAGAUCGAGUGCGCGGUUGUCCUGGUGCUUGUCUCGCCACGCUGACACUGGUAGUUUCUGCGGCUGGUGGGGUCAUUGGGCUCAGCAGGUUCACCGGAUUCGACGAAUUGGUGGGCGACUUCUGCGAAGAGGACAUGUCAUGCCGAACUUUCUACAAGGGGACAGGUGGCGAGCUGUAUCCUGGUGGCAAGAAGGGUAUUAUCGAGACUACAUGGCCGUGGUGUUGGCUCGUCCCUCAGUGGGGCCCGUCGACGAUGUGUAAAACGAGAGUCACGAAGGACCAGGACACCUUUGAAAACACGAGUUGCGUUGCACUUGGCGGAGAGCUGAAACUGACUACCAUCUUUAGCAACAUGAUCAACGAACAGCUCUACGGCAACAAAAACGCUAGUCCCGAGUGCAUGCGCUACGUUCUUCUCAUCCAAUGGCAACAAUUAAGGCUCCACAUCCUCUUGUUGAAGAAGAAUACACACACUUGCAAGCCAUCUCACUAUUUAACCUCUCGCUCCAAUUGUCCGGAAGCAGUGCGUGAACGUCACCCAGGAUCAAAUUAUCAGCUUUGUUGAGACUGCCCCGCUACUUCUACAAGCUCCACUAUGCUGCUUUCUCUGAUCUUUUACCUGCUAGAGAUACCAUUCAGACAGAGACAACGACGGUUCCAGUGAUUCAAACGCCUCGUCAAUGCUCUCACUUAUUUCCGUUUUCAGACUAGGCCAACUGUUUGAACAUCGCAACUCAGGGAUGCUGUAUGCAAAAAUGGAUAAUGUUGAGAGGCUUUUGUUAGUGCUAGUGCUUGCUUCUAACAAGACAUCCCAAGACCUUCGAGGACGUCUACUUCAAAGAGCCGGCGCAGAUAGCUCUGUCAAAAGCCUGCCGUAAACGUACUGCCAUGGAUAUCGUGCGACGGCCAGAAACGCUCGAGGAGCUUGAGGAACAUAUUAAAGGAGAGGUGGAGCGAAAGCUGCGCGAUACUCGUGGUACUUGGCCACGAUGAUCUUCGGCACGAUGUUUUUUCUAGUCGAAAUAGUUUUUGAGGUACCUUUUGAUUGCCUAGUAUGGUAGCUACAACAUUCUCGAUCUAAUGUCGGAUACGCAUAGAAGGGUGGUUAUGACAUGCCCAUUAGCGUGGUGCCGAACCUCUAAGACGCCCCUAUGGCAGUCGGCGCAGAUCUUUGUGCUAAAUUCAUUCCCAUUGUAUUGCAACUUAAAAAAAAAUAACAGUGGUGGGCGCAGAUGAUCAGACGUUGGCGAAUUGUGUGGUGGUUCUAGGAAUUCGGAUCCUAGUUCCGGAACGGGGGCAAAUGGAACCGGCAGUCCAGGCGGCUUACGAUCGCUUGAGUAGGGAGCAGGCCGACCGAGACCUUGACGCCCAACAACUUCGAACCCAAGAGGCGAAGGUACUUUUUUCUCUUCAUUUCGAUAGCCUUCUGAAUACGAUAUGGUCCCCAAAGCACACGAAGAAACUUGAGCGGUUGACUUUCCCCAUAACAUCAUGGAUACUGUGCUUUGAUGUCUCGAAAAGAGAGAAGACGCUUAAGGCCGAGCAGAAGCGAGUGCAAAUCCCAAGAACAUUGUUUUUGACAUAUCCACACUCGAAAUACUUCAGAGAAAUCCGUCGAACUUCUAAUGUGAUCAUCUACGACUACUGGAAUAUUCAUAUUGCAAAAAAUGUCGACCAUGAAGGCGAAAUCCGAGGCAAAAAAAAACGAAUUGGCGAGUGUUCAUAAACUGGCGCAACAGGAGCGGGAGGGUAAUGAGGCUGUCGCGAAAAUUCGAUUGGAGCAAAAGCAGGCUGCUGAACAAGCGAAUGCUGAACUUAUGAACGCCCAAGACGAACUAGUUCAAAUAUGGUUGAUAUGGAAGUUGUACGUUGCAACCAAAUCAAGUAACAACCUAGCUUCUUUUCCUACCGAAAAACAUUUAGCUCUCGCCACGUAGGUACACCAGUUAGUGAAUAAAUUGAUGAAUCUCCGCAGAGUCGAGAGUUCACUGUUGUUUCUAGUGCUCCGUUGCUGGACGUUCGUCUGCUUAUGAAAAAAUGGGCAUGUGUGUCUGAUGAUCGAAGCAUGAGGGUUCUCUAAUAUCUAGGAAAAGAUGAGGAGGACAGAAGAGCUUAAGAGCGAAGAAGCCGAUUUGAAGAACCGGAGAGCCCUGAUAAGGCAGCAUCGUGUAGAGAUGAAUGAGAAUACACCACCUCUAGCCUAGGUAAGUACAACCACCUUAAGCGCAAAUCCUAAGACCGAGGGGGAUCCGUGUCUACUGAAAGAAGUGUGCUGAUUGAUUUUCUUUCCUGUCACCUUAUUAUCUCCGGAAGUCGCAGAUGAAGUGAAGGCAAGGUCUAUUUUUGUUAUUGUCAAUCUGAGGUCAACAUGAGCAUGAAUAUUCUCUGCUCAUGAUGGUCUUCGCUGUCCAACCUUCUAAGAAUAAAACACGCAGCGGCGGAAGCCGAACGGAAAACGGUGCUGGCCAAGGCGGAAGCCGAGCAGAUGAUCAUUAUCGGGGAAGCGAAGGCGGCUGCUAAGGCCGCCAACGUGAAAGCGGAAUUCGGGGACUACCGCACUUACGCAGCUGUGGCAGCCUUGCAAGCGAAGUACACUUCCCUGAAGAAUCUAAGAAUUUUGCUAGAGGGAGGUAGCGGUCCAGGAACGGUGCCUCUUCUUUGGGCUUUAUUUCAGGAGGGCAUCGAUGCGGUUCAGAAUGGAAAUCGAUCGGAGCCGAAGUUCUUGGGAAAUAAGACCACGACUCCCGAGGAUGUUGGUAACAGAGCGGAUGCUUGUUUGGGAGACGCGGCUGGAAGUUGCCCUGUCGUCGACAAGCUCGCAGAAGAUGUGGAACGCAUGGACCUGGGUGCGACUGGGCAGGAGCCUCCUUCUACACCCUAACCACAAAGUUGUGGCAAGCAGCUACCGUGUGCAAAUGAAGACAGAGACCUGGUCUUUCUUUGCCAGCUAUGGUGGCGAGAAACUGGUCGGCCUCGUAAGCCGAAGAAUGAACAAGCGAGGAGGAACGAAGAUGCAGACUUACAUGUAUGCAGAUGCAAGUACACUUGAAAAUACUUCCAAUUCGAGGCUGACCGCAUAUCACAACCUAUAGAAUGUCUGUAUUUUGGAGAAUCUUUGUAUUACUACUUCUAGUAGGUUAUGAUCACUAUAGGCAAGAAAUAUCUCUACUCCUACUAGGUUAUCACUUCCAGUACUUCUACUGGGUAUAGCAGAGAAUCACUACUUGUAGUUAGGUAAUAAGGGUGUGAUCGAGUCCUAUUGCAAUGAUCAUGAGAGAAGCACAAGCGUGAUCAUUUGGAGAAUCGCGCAAGGAGCCUAUCGCCUGUUUGUUGUAACAGUUUCGGUUAUUGUUGCCGGCUCCGGCGCUCAUGCCUUGUGGUCUCAAUGAUUUGCCCAAGUAUUCCUGUUGUUACCGGGAAGAACAAGCUUGUACUUAUAUGCAGUGAGUAUGGCAAAAUCAGAGAUGCACGCCUGCCUAUGAUAGUAUAGAAGUACUACAAGAACUUCAUUGAUAUAUGAUGUAAUUAACUCGUGUGCCUGUUCAAAGAUCUUUGCGAAACGAUCUAUAUAGGGAUUAUUGGACAGAACUACUCAACAAGUGUGGUGCCUUUUUUCCCGAACGGCCACUUUUUCUUUAGGAUGCUGCUUCUAGAGGAGGGCUAUGUAAAUUAGUAGCACUGAGGUUGUUUUUUGUCGCCGACAGAGAAUCUUCUUGGCCGCGCUGUUGUCUACGUAAUGUUUAGAAGGCCUCCGCUCUUAACAUUCGUAUUCAUCAGCGGACUGCUCUAGCUGAAAAGGUAGGAACUAUCUGGCAACAGGCGGGGUGCGUGCUACUGUCUUCUUCACGUCUCUAUGAUAGAAGAUGGCAUAAGAAUUUGCUAACUCCGAAUUGAGAGGAGUGUGCUGAGAUUCGCUGCCCAAAUAAUGUUUCCCAAGAAUAGAUCUACCUGUAUCCAAAAACUAUUUGCAUAAUUAAAAGAAUAAGUUUACACUAAGUGUAGGGAACAGAAUCCUCCAUGGAGAAUAAGGUUCUGGAGAAAAAGUUGUUAAAUGUCUGAUGAGGAACAAAGUGUUGGAUUGAAGAAAGAAAGAACUUUGUUGAAUUUUGACACACUGCUGGAACGGUUUUGUCCCGCCAUUAGGGUGGUAGCACUAGAUGGGACACGAUGAUGAUGUUGGUGAAUUGAAAAAUGAAAAAUUCCAGACGGAAGUGAGAACAAUCUAACACGGAGAGUGGACUUUGAACCCAUUACCUCACCGCGGAGGAUCAUCAGAUGCAAUCUGGAUGAAAUUGACGGGAAAAAGUGGCUUGCUGAAGGCCGAUAGAAGAUGAAAAAGAAGACUCAUCGCUCUAUCGUCCAAUGUGUUUGGCUCAGUGGAAGAGUCAGGAUUUGAAAAAUGAAGUAUACCGCUUCAUCAUCAACAUCACUUGAAAUGGAUACGAAAUUGCAUGAUUGAUGACAUGGCUUCUACUUGUGCUAAU
Molecule: messenger RNA, 5031 nt
Organism: Amoebophrya sp. A25
Lineage: Eukaryota; Dinophyceae; Syndiniales; Amoebophryaceae
Source: the annotation of a GenBank genome assembly